AUGAAUAUGUUGGAUGAUGAAGAUGACCAAAGCUUUCACGCUACGCGUGACGGCUACUCCCAUUUGAGCGAUGUCGAAUGGGAUGCGGUUGAACGAAUGGGUUCGACCAUGGGCAUCCAUGCAAUUAGCGUCAUGCUAGAGGCUCUCAAUAGAGAUGCCCAACAUGCUGCUAUCGCCAAGUUCAUUCAAAAUGAACUUGACGCAGAACGCGAGAAAGUAGCCUUGCUUCACCAACAAGGUUCUCAACAAGCAGAGUUGUUGAGAGAACAAGGUGCUCAACAGUUUGAACUGUUGAGACAGCAGCAGGCUGCUGCUGGCGGGUCGAUGCACUCGCGUCGGCCCGAGACUUUGAAGAUUGACAUCUCAAAGUAUAGGGGGGUCGAAGAAGACUCCCUCUUGAGAUGGUUCGUCGAAUUGGAUGACGCCAUAAGGGCGCGUCGCAUCGACGACGGGGAUAUGCAAGUUGCAUUUGCCCAGUCAAAUCUGGCAGGACGUGCCAAGACUUGGGCACUGAGGCUCAAGCUGCACGACCCAUACGCGUUUGGGUCGUUGGAAGUCUUCAAGUCGCGGCUCAGACAAACGUUUGAACCGCCUAGAGCUGAGUUCAGAGCUCGAACCGAACUCUUGAAGCUCAAGCAGGGUAAGCGUGAUGUGCACGCUUACGCUCAACAUAUACGACAUCUCACGAGUUGUAUAAGUUCCAAUCCGGUGGAUGAACACACGUUGGUUUCGGUGUUCAUGCAGGGUCUUGCGGAUGGUCCCGUCAAGACUCACCUGUUCCGGCUUGAACUAGAUUCACUAGAACAAGCCAUUUCCAUUGCGGAGCAGGAAGACUUCAGUCUGAGACAGGCUCGCGCCAGCUCGACAUCAUAUCGUCAACCGAGACGAUAUGACAACGGAGGUCCAGAGCCGAUGGAACUCUGUUAUGUAGAGAGCGAGAAGGCUCGCUCUACAGGCUACAAGAAGUUGCAGAGAUGCAACAGAUGUCAAAAGACAGGACACUACGCUUACGAGUGUAGUGCCCCUCGUCCAGUGUCUCGCGACACUGGGCGUAGUGACCGUCCACCCAUGAGAAAGGGGCAGGGACGAGGGUCCGCAGUUGGUGCAAAGACGCAACAACGGGAUGGACCGUCAAAAAACGGACAGGAUCAGUAG
Messenger RNA from Peronospora matthiolae, 1155 nucleotides. NCBI's taxonomy places the organism in Eukaryota, Oomycota, Peronosporomycetes, Peronosporales, Peronosporaceae. The record is from the annotation of a GenBank genome assembly.